Cebus imitator (Panamanian white-faced capuchin) is the source of this 959-nucleotide messenger RNA. Its product is annotated as spliceosome RNA helicase DDX39B-like. Lineage: Eukaryota; Metazoa; Chordata; Mammalia; Primates; Cebidae. The record is from RefSeq and is a predicted model, not a curated record. The transcript has a single exon. Bases 159 to 521 code for a protein of 120 amino acids.
GCUGGCCUAUCCUAGCCCUGGCUUGAGAAUAAGAGCCUCAAUCUCAAACACAUUGAACACUUUAUUUUGAAUGAAUGUGAUAAGAUGUUUGAACAGCUCAACGUGGGUCAUGAUGCCCAGGAUAUUUUUCUGCAUGACACCGCCAUGAGAAGCAGGUCAUGAUGUUCAGGGCUACCUUGAGCAAAGAGAUCUGUCCAGUCCGCCACAAGUUCAUGCAAGAUCCGGUGGAGAUCUUCAUGGAUGAUGUGAAGAAGUUGACACUGCAUGGGUUGCAGCAGUACUACAUGAAACUAAAGGACAACGAGAAGAAUCAGAAGCUGUUUGAUCUUCCGGAUGUCCUUGAGUUCAACCAGGUGGUGAUCUUUGUGAAGUCUGUGCAUCGGCACAUUGCCUCAGCCCAGCUACUGGUGGAGCAGAACUUCCCAGCCAUUGCCACCUACCAGGGGGAUGCCCCAGGAGCAGAGGCUUUCUCAGUAUCAGCAGUUCAAAGGUUUUCAGUGGCAAAUUCUUGUGGCUACUAACCUACUUGGCUGAAGCAUAAGCAUUAAGUGGGUGAACAUGGCUUUUAAUUAUGACACGCCUGAGGACUCUGACACCUGCCUGCAUUGAGUGGCCAGAGCAGGUCGGUUUGGCACCAAGGGCUUGGCUAUCACAUUUGUGUCCACUGAGAUUGAUGCCAAGAUCCUCAAUGAUGUGCAGGAUUGCUUUGAGGUCAACCUUAGUGAGCUGCCUGAUGAGCUCGACAUCUCCUCCUACUUCGAACAGACAUGGUAGACGACUCCCCCAUUGUGGAAGGUGACCAUCUAUCCUUCAUAAGAGGACACUAGGGAGGGGGUGAAGGAGACAACAGUGCCUCCACCCCUGACAGCCCACACCCCAUGGCUUCCUUCUUCUGCAUCACUACCACUCCUGAACCCCCAUUUCUGACAUGUCAGAAUGCUUUUUAACAAAACUAAAAA